Molecule: messenger RNA, 1299 nt
Organism: Dendronephthya gigantea
Lineage: Eukaryota; Metazoa; Cnidaria; Anthozoa; Malacalcyonacea; Nephtheidae
Product: neuralized-like protein 4
Exons: 3
Coding region: 525-1115 (196 amino acids)
Molecular function (GO): ubiquitin protein ligase activity
Source: RefSeq, a predicted model, not a curated record
GGUUUGUUUCAGCCAAAAACCUCUCAAACUUGGCGAUGUUUUUCAACUACGGAUUAACGAAAUGGACUUAAAAUGGGCAGGAUCUUUGGAUGGGAAUUCAUGAUGACUUUCACUGGGAAGCAAUUUUGGGAUUGCCAAUAGCAUAUGAAGGGCUUUUCACUUGCCUUAAACCCAGGGUUUGUCGGCAAGUCGGUUUCAUGGUCACAGACUUGUUGCUGCAUUGCAUAGAGCACACAUCCCCCCUUCAGUUCUGCACUUCUCUAUGAUGACACAAAGUUUUGAAAGCUUUUGAGUGUUAAUUCUUGCAUUCACAAACCAGUCUGAAAUUGCAGCAUGAAAGCGACUUGUUGACAACCCCUACCUCCCCAAAAUAAGGCAAAGAUUGGCAAAGAUUGAAACGGACAUAAUACAAAAAACCACGGUGUGUGAGGCCCAAUCCAAGUACCGUGAUCUGUUGCAGAGUAUCUGGCUAAAUAGGUAAUUCCAGAAGGUAAACUUAGCAAUGUAGAUGAAAAGAAGAAACUAUGAAUGCUGCCUCAGUUGCCAAAACUACCUCAAAUCACAUGAGGUUACCUAAAGCAAUUUCAGGUAGUUUCACAAAUGGGGCAGCGAGAUGCGUAUUGAUUUUAUUAAGAGCAAUUAUUUUGUUUCAGAGACUGGGAAUAACAACGUGCAACCCUGACCAGUCGUCCGUCAACAUUGUCAGGGCAGCAACAGAUCUUUUUAGCGACGAUUUUAAAGAUUUCUGGAUCCUAUCUGGAAGCAGGCUGCAUCAUGGUGUAAAAGAAGAGGAUUAUAGUCUUAAUCUGCAUACACUCGAAGUGGACAGUAGGGUCGGUGUACAGGUUACCCAAAAUGGUGAUCUGGUUUAUUACAUCAAUGGUACAAGCAUGGGUGCAGCCGCAUGCGACAUUCCCACCAAGAAACCAAUAUAUUGCAUAUUUGAUAUUUAUGGCAGGACUAAGGUUAUUUCAAAAGAAUUAUUCCAAGCUGAAAAACUAGAAAAUAUUUGCAAGAAGAGAGUAAGAGAACUUGUUACAGAUGACAACCUGAGCAAAUUACUUUUACCAAAAUGUAUUUUGGAGGACAUAAGGAAAAUAGAUAGAAAGAAAUAGCUCAACCUACCUUGGCCUUGUAAAAAAAUAGUCAUGAUUUGUUCUAGUUAUUGUGGUUGAUUGUGUAAAUUUAGCUUUUAGUUUAUGACAGAUUAUUUUAAUUUAAUAGCAGAUCUGCUAAAGAGUGUUGUAUAGUCAAAGAUCAGAAAUAGUAUUUAAACUGUAAAGAAAAAAUGAAGUGUCA